AUGGAUACAAGGAAAUUGACGGAAAUAUUGCGAGCUACGAUCGACCCUAAUCAAAGGCAGCAAGCUGAAGAACAACUUUCGCAGAUACACAAAAUAAUUGGAUUUGCUCCAUCAUUGCUUCAAGUUGUUAUGCUCAAUGAUGUUCAAAUUCCGAUUCUUAAAUGCUUCUUUGGCCUGAUUAAGUAUAUUCUACCCCUGGAUUUGAUAACUAAAGAGGUAUUCACUAAAUGGAUGGAAGUUUUAAGAAACAUCGUUGAACAACCAGUUCCAGAGCACACCCUGCAAGUUGAUGAAGAUGAGCGCUUAGAAUUGCCAUGGUGGAAAUGUAAAAAGUGGGCAGUACAUAUAUUGUACAGAAUUUUCGAAAGAUAUGGCAGUCCAUUGAGUGCUCGUGAAGAAUACAUACACUUUGCAGAAUGGUACCUAACUACUUUCACAGGAGGAAUUCUAGAAGUUCUGCUAAAAAUAUUAGACCAAUACCGCAACAAAGUAUACAUCUCUCCUCGUGUGUUGCAGCAGAGUAUAAGUUACAUAGAUCAAUGUGUCAGCCAUGCACAUUCUUGGAAAUUGCUAAAGCCCCACAUGAUUACAAUUAUUCAAGAUGUCUUGUUCCCUUUGAUGUCUUAUUCGGAAGCUGAUGAGGAACUAUGGAACACAGAUCCUCAUGAAUAUAUUCGAAUUAAAUUUGAUAUAUUUGAAGAUUUUGUGUCACCUGUGACUGCUGCACAAACUUUACUAAUAUCCUGUUGUAAAAAACGCAAGGACAUGUUAGAGCGAACAAUUCAACUAGCAAUGCAAGUGUUAACUAGCCAAAAUGUUCGCUUAACUGUAAACGCCCUUCUUACUGAUACUGAGCUUCCGGUUAAAGUUGAAGCAGCUAUUGCAUUGCAAAUACUCCUUGCAAUGCAGGAGAAGGUGCAUGGUUACAUAGAACCUCAAGUGAAGGCCAUUACUACUGAAUUACUUGAGGUUAUACGUGAAACAGAAAAUGAUAACAUUGCAAAUGUUCUUCAAAAAAUUGUGCCCUUAUACACUGAACAAUUAAUGCCCAUGGCUUUUGAGAUCACUGAUCAUCUUGCUACAACAUUUAGUAAAGUUAUUGAAACGGAUGCUGGAACUGAUGAAAAAGCCAUAACUGCCAUGGGUCUUUUAAACACAAUGGAAACAGUUCUCAAUGUCAUGGAGAAUAAUCCUGAAAUCAUGGCUCAAUUGGAAAAGACAGUUCUUAGGGUUGUUGGUCAUAUUCUUCAUAGGAAUAUAAUAGAAUAUUAUGAAGAAGCAAUGACAUUACUGUGCAAUUUAACUGCAAAAACAAUAUCUGAGGACAUGUGGAAAGUCUUGGAGCUACUCUAUCAAAUAUUUGAAAAAGAAGGCUUUGAUUAUUUUGGUGAUAUGAUGCCAGUUCUUCAUAACUACAUAACUGUGGAUACAAAUGCAUUUCUUUCGAACGAAAAUCACAUACUAGCCAUGUUCAACAUGGCUAAAGCUGUUUUGAAUUCUGAUGCUGAAGAUGAAUCUGAGAUAUAUGCUGCUAAAUUACUGGAGGUUAUGGUACUUCAAUGUUCAGGCAAAAUUGAUAAUUGUCUCCCGUCAUUUGUUGAACUAGUUCUUAACAGACUGACAAGAAAAGUAAAAACCUCUGAACUUCGCACAAUGUUGCUGCAGGUAUUGAUAGCCAUUCUAUACUGCAACCCACAUCUGUUGUUCACUAUCCUCAACAAACUGCAAGAAUCUGUGCCAAAUGCUUCAAUAACUCAGCAUUUUAUCAAACAGUGGAUACAUGAUACAGAUUGUUUCAUGGGACUUCAUGAUAGAAAAUUGUGCGUCCUUGGGAUUUGCACUUUGCUUGAAAUGGGUCCACAGAGACCAAAUCUUGAUGAAGUUGUGCCAAAAAUAUUACCAUCUUGCUUGGUGCUAUUUGAUGGCCUAAAGCGCGCUUAUGAAGCAAAAGCUGAAGGAGAUGAGGAUACAUCAUCAGAAGAAGAUGAUGGUGAAGAUGAUGAAGAGGUUCUCUCCAGUGAUGAGGAUGAUAUUGAGGAAAUGAAUAAUGAAUAUUUAGAAAACCUAGCUCGGAUGGCAGUCAAACAAGGUGCCCAGCAAGGCCUAAGUAUAACUGCAAAAGUUGAAGAAUAUGACAGUGAUGAUGAUGUUGAUGAGUUUGAACCAGAUGAAACUGCUAUAGAGUGCUACACAACUCCUCUCGAUGAGAAAGACUGUCCCAUUGAUGAAUAUGUGAAGUUUAAGAACACACUUUCAGCUCUGUCAGCAAGUGAGCCGGGACUAUAUCAUGCUUUGACUAGCGUCUUAAACGAGGAACAACAAAAACAGUUGAAUGCUGUAUUCAUCUUGGCUGAUCAACGGAAGGCCCAGCAAGAUAGUAAGCGUAUUGAACAAAGUGGAGGAUAUUCAUUCACAGUUCCAGCACAAGUUCCAACCAAAUUUAAAUUUGGUUCU
Messenger RNA from Iphiclides podalirius (scarce swallowtail), 2454 nucleotides. The record is from the annotation of a GenBank genome assembly. Lineage: Eukaryota; Metazoa; Arthropoda; Insecta; Lepidoptera; Papilionidae.